AUGAAGAUCGUUGGUCCUGUCAGAAAAAAGCUUAAAAUAAAAACACUUUUCAACAUAUUGGGACCUAUGCUUAAUCCUGCGAAAGUGUCUUAUGCCGUCGUUGGUGUUUACCACAAAAACCUGGUUCUUAAGAUGGCAAAGGCAUUACAGCUAUUUGGUAUGAAAAGAGCUUUGGUUGUUCAUUCAUAUGGCCUAGACGAGAUGAGUCCCUUUCUCUCGGAAAACUUUCACAUUCUUAUCCUAAACGCAGCAGCGGCUCUUCUGGUUAGCAGUAGAGUCCAAACGCUAGGGGAAGGAGUAACUUUGGCACGUGAAGUACAAUCGUCAGGGAAAGCUAUCAAGACGCUUGAUUCAUGGAUCCACUCAUCUAACUUAGCUCAUAAAUCUCAGUGA
Eruca vesicaria subsp. sativa (arugula) is the source of this 393-nucleotide messenger RNA. Lineage: Eukaryota; Viridiplantae; Streptophyta; Magnoliopsida; Brassicales; Brassicaceae. The record is from the annotation of a GenBank genome assembly.